Periophthalmus magnuspinnatus is the source of this 933-nucleotide messenger RNA. RefSeq names its product olfactory receptor 11A1-like. Gene Ontology annotation, molecular function: olfactory receptor activity; G protein-coupled receptor activity. NCBI's taxonomy places the organism in Eukaryota, Metazoa, Chordata, Actinopteri, Gobiiformes, Gobiidae. The transcript has a single exon. Gene Ontology annotation, biological process: G protein-coupled receptor signaling pathway. The coding region runs from base 7 to 933 and encodes 308 amino acids. The record is from RefSeq and is a predicted model, not a curated record. Gene Ontology annotation, cellular component: membrane.
AGAGCUAUGUUCAACGCCAGUCAGGUUUCCCAUUUCACUCUGGGAGCCUACUUUGACACUGGCUCUUUCCGAUGGCUAUAUUUUUUCAUCCUAUUGUGUAUAUACAUUGUGAUUUUAUUUUCCAACGUGCUCCUUAUAGUUGUCAUAUGUUUGAACAGAACUCUACAUGAACCUAUGUACAUUUUUCUAUGCAGUUUGUUUGUGAAUGAACUUUGGGGCAGCACUGGUUUGUUUCCAUUCCUUUUGGUUCAAAUGCUUCAGGAUGUCCACUCGGUGUCUUAUGCGUUUUGCUUUCUUCAGAUUUUCUGUGUCUACGUGUACGCCUCUACGGAGAUGUUUACCCUAAGCACUAUGGCGUACGACAGGUAUUUAGCCAUAUGCUGCCCUCUACGGUACAACAUGCGCAUGAACACUUACAAAAUCUCUGCUCUGAUCUUUGUGUCAUGGCUGUACCCGCUGUGCGCUAUUAUCACUGUACAGAUUUUGGCUGCGUCUUUACAGUUAUGUGGCAAUGCAAUCCCGACUGUCUACUGUAAUAACUUUUACAUCGUGCAACUGGCGUGUCACGAAACACUCGUCCAUAAUGUCUUUGGAUUGGCUAAUCUGUUUGUUACUGUGUUCUGUCCUCUAAGCGUGAUUUUAUUCUCAUACGCCUCCAUUCUGCGAGUGUGUUUUAAUGGAUGUAAACAGGCCCGACAGAAGGCUCUGAACACCUGCACGCCUCACCUCGCCUCUGUCAUAAAUCUAUGUUGUGGGAUGCUUUUUGAGAUUGUUCAGAGCAGGUUCAACAUGACAAACGUGCCCAAACUCAUCCGGAUAGUUUUGUCAGUGUAUUUUCUGGCCCUUCAGCCGUUAUUCAACCCUGUAAUGUACGGACUCAAGCUCGCUAAAGUCCGAGUGCUGUGUAAAAAGAUGCUCAGUCGCAGCAGCUGA